ACAUUUGUUAGCUUCCGUUUGACUUCCGGUGUGCGCAAAUUGUGAUUUGCGGCAGUGUCAAACAACGGUAGUUUAAUUUACACAAUGAAGAUCGUUACCUGGAACAUAAACGGCAUAAGGACUUUCAGAGGCGGCAUUAAAAAGGCUCUUGAUUCAUUAGACGCAGAUAUUAUCUGUGUUCAAGAGACAAAAGUGACAAGAGACUUGCUCGAUGAAAGAACUGCCAUUGUUGACGGCUACAACUCAUAUUUCAGCUUCAGUCGAGGACGCAGCGGCUAUUCAGGGGUUGCCACGUACUGUAAAGACAGUGCCACUCCAUUUUCUGCUGAAGAGGGCCUCACAGGCCUGCUAACCAACCAUGAAGGGGCAGUCGGAUGUCAUGGUGACCAGACUGCGUUGUGCAGCGAGGAGCUGCAGCUUUUGGACAAUGAAGGACGAGCUGUUAUCACACAGCACAGAAUAACGUGUCAGGACAAGGAGAAAACUGUUACUGUAAUCAAUGUAUACUGUCCACGGGCUGACCCUGAAAAGCCGGAGCGAAAGCAGUUCAAACUGCAGUUCUACAAGUUGCUUCAGAGUCGGGCUGAAGCGAUACUGAAAGAUGGGAGCCACGUGAUUGUUUUAGGAGAUGUGAACACAUCUCACCGGCAAAUAGACCACUGUGACCCCAGUGAUAUUGAGGACUUUGGUGAAAACCCAGGGAGGAAGUGGCUUAACGGCUUUUUGCAAAGUGGCAGACAAGAACAGGCAAUGAAUGAGGAGGAACCCGAUGAAGAGUCUGAGGUAACUUCAUCGGAUCCCGUCCACAGUGGAAAGUUUGUGGAUACCUUUCGCUAUUUCCACCCAACUCGCACCAGUGCCUUCACAUGCUGGUCCACGCUCACUGGAGCGCGACAGACCAACUAUGGCACACGCAUUGACUACAUUUUCGCUGACUGCCAGCUUGCCAAGGAGCAGUUUGUGGCAGCGGACAUCAUGCCAGAGGUGGAGGGGUCAGACCACUGCCCUGUGUGGGGGCAACUGAGCUGCUCUCUGCUGCCCAGCUCCAAGCCUCCUCCCCUCUGUACAUGCUACCUGCCAGAGUUCGUUGGCAAGCAGCAGAAACUCUCCCGCUUCCUUGUUAAGAUGGACCAAAAACCAUGUCAGUCUGGGCAGAGGGAUGCAUUACCUGGAUCUCAAGAAGAGGAGGAACGGAGGGAGAAUUUAAAACCAUGCGGAGCUGGAAACAUCUCUGGUAAAAAACGGCUGUUCACAUCAGACUCCGUUGUCCCAAAGGGGAAAAAGACUAAGACAGUGAAGACUUCUUCAACGCCACAGGGCAGCCUCCUCUCCUUUUUCAAACCCAAACUCACAAACGCCAGUCCCUCUACUGAAGCCCCCGUCAGGCAGUGUGAAAAAACACCCAGUGUGGACAAAGUUACCUCAUCACAAAACUCCCAGAAAGCAUUCACAACUAGCGCGUCCUCAGACACAAGCAGCGUGCCCGACGCUGAGCUCGUCUGUGAUGGUUCACCACAGCUGUGCACGAGCAGCACCACAGAAGAAAAGGACAAACGGAUGGAGACAAAACAUUUAACCGCACAGCCCAAUGUGGGACGUUCAGAUUCCAAAAAGGGGGCAUCGUUAGUGUUUUGGAAGUCGGUGCUUCACGGACCGCCCCCACCACCCUCCUGUAAGGUCCACGGGGAACCCUGUGUACUUCGUACUGUGAAAAAGGAGGGGCCAAACAUGGGCAAACAGUUCUUCGUGUGUGCCCGUCCUCAGGGACAUGCAUCCAACCCUGAGGCUCGGUGUAAUUUCUUUGCGUGGGUUGACAAAGUGAAGUGACAAGUUUACUGUAUGGACCAAAGUCUCUAGCUCCCACAAGUUCUGUAAGACCACUACACACACACGUCUCAUCAUGUCACACAUUUUAAUUGUCGACUGUAUGUUUCUUUCUUUGCAAAUGACAAUAAUAAUAUUAAAUGACAGGUUGUUUUUUUCUAUUACU
Molecule: messenger RNA, 1990 nt
Organism: Cottoperca gobio
Lineage: Eukaryota; Metazoa; Chordata; Actinopteri; Perciformes; Bovichtidae
Gene: apex2
Product: APEX nuclease (apurinic/apyrimidinic endonuclease) 2
Exons: 6
Coding region: 85-1827 (580 amino acids)
Biological process (GO): base-excision repair
Cellular component (GO): nucleus
Molecular function (GO): zinc ion binding; double-stranded DNA 3'-5' DNA exonuclease activity; DNA binding
Source: RefSeq, a predicted model, not a curated record